GGGAAACCCAAGCCUUCCCAAAGGUGCCUCGGCUCCAGCCAGCCGCCCGCCCAGCGCCUUUGCAAGCCAGCCAGCCGCAGGGCGCGAGAGUCGGCGCUGCAGCCGACUCAACCGGGAGCUCCCCGUGAGAAGCCGGAUUUCUCCAGCCUCCCGUCUUCUCGUCUUCCCCGCGGCUCUUUCGCCGGCCGCACCAGGGGAGAAAGUGCCUCCGCAGCCGCCCCUUGCUCCCCGGAGCGAUUGCAGAAGCCGCCGCCUCCUUCUGGAGAGGGCGCCCGCGAAGGAAGGACGGCCGUGGGGGAGCCCGGCGCCGGCGAGGUUGCUAAGCGGGGGAGCCCCGUGGGUCUCGCUCGGAGACGCGAAGGCGCAGACAGGCGGAGGCGGCCGGAGGACCCGGGCGACGCGCGCCUUCCCCUGCCCUCCGCGGCUUCGUCGGGUGCCUGGCAGGCGGAGGGAGGCGGGCGGGCCGGCGGGCGUCGUGGCUCCGCCGCCGCCGCUGCUUGGCCGCCGCGAUGUUUCACUGCAUCCCGCUGUGGCGGUGCAACCGGCAUGUGGAGCUGGUCGAUAAGCGGCACUGCUCGCUGGCCGCCGUGCCCGAGGAGAUCUACCGCUACAGCCGCAGCUUAGAGGAGCUCCUGCUGGAUGCCAACCAGCUGCGGGAGCUGCCCAAGGCUUUUUUCCAACUUAUAAAAUUACGAAAACUUGGGCUUAGCGAUAAUGAAAUCCAGCGACUUCCGCCAGAGAUAGCAAACUUCAUGCAGCUGGUAGAACUCGAUUUGUCUCGAAAUGAUAUUCCGGAAAUCCCUGAAAGCAUCUCAUUUUGCAAAUCAUUACAGAUAGCAGACUUCAGUGGAAACCCUCUUACAAGGUUGCCGGAAAGCUUUCCUGAAUUACAGAAUUUAACAUGUCUCUCUGCGAAUGACAUCUCUCUUCAAGCACUACCUGAAAAUAUUGGAAACCUCUAUAACCUGGCGUCACUGGAAUUAAGGGAGAAUCUAUUAACGUAUUUACCCGAGUCAGUUGCCCAGCUGCAGAGACUAGAAGAACUAGAUUUAGGAAAUAAUGAACUUUAUAAUUUGCCAGGAACUAUAGGUGCACUUUAUAACCUUAAAGACCUCUGGUUAGAUGGAAACCAGUUGGCGGAAAUACCUCAGGAAAUAGGAAACCUGAAAAACCUGCUGUGUCUGGAUAUCUCUGAAAACAAACUGGAAAAGCUACCCGAAGAGAUAAAUGGCCUGACCUCUUUAACUGACCUCCUCAUCUCUCAGAAUCUCCUUGAAACCUUACCAGAUGGUGUAGGAAAGUUAAAAAAGCUAUCCAUCUUGAAGGUUGACCAGAACAGGCUGACUCAAUUAACAGAAGCUGUAGGAAACUGUGAAUGUCUUACAGAAUUAGUUCUUACAGAAAAUCAGCUGUUGACCUUGCCAAAGAGCAUUGGAAAACUAAAGAAGCUGAAUGUACUGAAUGCUGACCGAAACAAACUUGCAUCUUUACCUAAAGAGAUCGGUGGGUGUUGCAGUUUAAAUGUAUUUUCACUACGGGACAAUCAAUUGUCUAGGAUUCCACCAGAGAUCUCGCAUGCCACCGAGCUUCAUGUCCUUGAUGUAGCUGGAAACAGGUUGAUAUAUCUUCCCAUGUCGCUGACUAGCUUGAAAUUGAAAGCUCUGUGGUUGUCUGAUAACCAGUCCCAGCCUUUGCUGACCUUCCAAACAGAUACAGACCCUGAAAUGGGAGAAAAAAUCUUAACGUGUGUUUUGCUUCCUCAAAUGCCUUCUGAGCCUAGUUGCCAAGAUAACCUUCCCCGGUGUGGCGCUUUGGAGAACUUGGUGAAUGAAAUGUCAGAUGAAACGUGGAAUGAAAAGGCGGUAAACAGAGUCAGUGCAAUUCGCUUUUUAGAUGAUGAAAAAGAUGAAGAAGACAACGAGAUGCGGACACUCCUAAGGCGAGCCACGCCACACCCUGGGGAAUUAAAGAACAUGAAAAAGACAGUGGAGAAUUUACGGAAUGAUCUGAAUGCUGCUAAAGGAUUGGAUUCAAACAAAAAUGAGGUCAAUAACGCCAAUGACAGGGUGACCACUUCUGUGUAGAGCCUCACAUCCUCCAGAUUGCUGCUCCCGUGUCUUCUCUCCACAUUUACUGUUGCAUCCUGGAAAUGCCAUCCAUUCAACUCGCCUCAUAUGUCUUUGAACGGAGAUCCAACUCAUCUUGUCCAUUUCUUGGGAAGGUGCUUCUCGGCGGAAGAAAAGUGCCUGACUUCAUUCCAAGCAUUUGAACGCAGCACAAGUUCAUUGAGCAAAAUUCUUUGCUGUCAUGUCUCCCAUUUGUCUGUCAGUGACUUUCCCCUGUUGUCAUUUCCAUAAAUGUUAAGCUGUUGGUUUCUGGUUUUUUUGGGGAUAAGGGAAAUACACUACUAUAGAACCUUGUCAGUUUUCUACUCUCCUCAAAUCCCUUCAUGGCUGAAUUAUUUAUACGGCUGUUUGACUUAUCACAAAAAGAACUAGUUCUAUGGAGAAGUUAUAUUUUUAAUCUCCUGGGCAGCUCAGAUGAUGUACAUUUUAUAAUUUUGUAUAGGAGUUUCGUAACAAAAAAAAAACAAAUAUGUUUUAAAAAGAAUUUUUUUUAAAAAAGUAGAUUUUGCUCUUUCUAUUGGAUUAAUUCCAAAGAUGUACAUGAUUGUCCUAUUGCAUAUGCCUUAAUGCAGCCUAAAUCAAGCUGUUACUGUUACUGUUUACUGCUAAACAGAAAAUGUAAUGAGAUCAGUUUAAAACCAGGGUGCCUUUUUCAAUUUGUUAUCUUGCAAAUAAUUAACUUUUACUCUUCUUUACAAAAGUUGAUAAGGGCAGCUUUUUUUUACUGUGGUGAUGAUGCUAGAUCCUCAAACUCUGUCUUCCUUAUGAUAUGAUUCAUCAACAAUUAUGAAAAAAUAAUUUUGGCUGCCAAAGCGUUGCAGUCAG
Molecule: messenger RNA, 2951 nt
Organism: Thamnophis elegans (Western terrestrial garter snake)
Lineage: Eukaryota; Metazoa; Chordata; Lepidosauria; Squamata; Natricidae
Gene: LRRC1
Product: leucine rich repeat containing 1
Exons: 14
Coding region: 510-2084 (524 amino acids)
Biological process (GO): neurotransmitter receptor transport postsynaptic membrane to endosome; neurotransmitter receptor transport, endosome to postsynaptic membrane
Cellular component (GO): postsynaptic density; postsynaptic membrane; adherens junction
Molecular function (GO): protein binding
Source: RefSeq, a predicted model, not a curated record